Gavialis gangeticus (Gharial) is the source of this 3686-nucleotide messenger RNA. RefSeq names its product thrombospondin 1 (gene THBS1). The coding region runs from base 127 to 3657 and encodes 1176 amino acids. Gene Ontology annotation, biological process: cell adhesion; negative regulation of angiogenesis. Gene Ontology annotation, molecular function: protein binding; calcium ion binding. The transcript has 22 exons. The record is from RefSeq and is a predicted model, not a curated record. Lineage: Eukaryota; Metazoa; Chordata; Crocodylia; Gavialidae. Gene Ontology annotation, cellular component: extracellular region.
AGCGCGGCGCCAGGAGCCGGCAGUACCGCGGCGGGGAGCGGGCAGGCGGGAGCUGCGCUGCAUCUGGGAUCUCAUCGCCUCUUCUUUCUCCCGUGUGAAGGUGGGUUAGAGACCCUGCGCUCUGCCAUGGGGGUGUCCAGCGGACUCGUGCUCCUUCUCGUGCUGGGCAUCUGUGAGGCCAACCGGAUUGCGGAGUCCGGGGGAGAUGAUAAUAGCGUGUUUGACCUCUUUGAGCUCAUUGGCAUCACUCGUAAGGCACCUGGGCGCCGGGCACUAGGGGUGUAUCUGGUGAAGGGAGCUGAGAUCUCAAGCCCUGCCUACCGCAUUGAGGAUGCCAGCCGCAUUCCUGCUGUCUCUGAUGACAAGUUCCAAGACCUGCUGGAUGCCAUCUAUGCUGAGAAGGGCUUUAUUCUGCUGGCCAAUCUCCGGCAGCCCAAAAAGAGCCGUGGCGCACUGCUGGCUGUGGAGCGCAAGGAUGGCUCUGGCCAUGUCUUCAACCUGGUAUCCAAUGGCAAGGCAGACACCCUGGACCUGAGCCUAUCGGGCGAUGGCAAGCAGCAGGUCGUGUCAGUGGAGGAUGUCAUGCUGGCUGAUGGGCACUGGAAGAAUAUCACCCUGUUUGUGCAGGAGGACCGUGCCCAGCUCUAUGUAGGGUGUGAGAAGAUGGAGAAUGCUGAGCUGGAUAUUCCCAUUCAGAAUAUUUUCACCAGGGACCUGGCCACCAGUGCCAGGCUCCGCGUUGCCAAGGGGGGAGUCAAUGACAACUUCCAGGGAGCACUGCAGAAUGUGCGUUUUGUCUUUGGAACAACCCUGGAAGCCAUCCUGAGGAAUAAAGGUUGUUCAAGUUCCACUAGUGCUAUCAUUACAUUGGACAAUCCAAUCAACGGCUCCAGUCCAGCUAUACGUACCAACUAUAUUGGCCACAAAACAAAGGACAUCCAGGCCAUCUGUGGCUUUUCCUGUGAUGAACUCACAAAUAUGUUUGUGGAAUUGCAAGGAUUACGGUCCAUGGUUACAACUCUUCAAGACAGAGUGCGCAAAGUGACUGAAGAAAAUGAAUUCAUUGCCAAAGUAGCCCAGAUCACUCCUGGGGUGUGCAUUCACAAUGGAAUUCUGCACAAAAAUAAAGAAGAGUGGACUAUUGACAGCUGCACUGAAUGUACUUGCCAGAACUCUGCCACCAUAUGCCGGAAAGUGUCAUGUCCUCUCAUGCCUUGUUCCAAUGCCACUGUUCCUGAUGGAGAGUGCUGUCCACGAUGCUGGCCUAGCGACUAUGCAGAUGACGGUUGGUCUCCUUGGUCUGAAUGGACUUCAUGCUCUGUGACCUGUGGAAAUGGGAUUCAGCAGAGGGGUCGGUCUUGUGAUAGUCUCAAUAACCGUUGUGAAGGUUCUUCUGUACAGACUCGGACCUGCCACCUCCAGGAGUGUGAUAAGAGAUUUAAACAGGAUGGUGGUUGGAGCCACUGGUCACCCUGGUCAUCUUGUUCUGUUACUUGUGGCACGGGCAUGAUCACUAGAAUCCGUCUCUGCAACUCUCCAGUUCCACAGUUGAAUGGCAAACCUUGUGCAGGUGAAGCAAGAGAAACCAAAUCCUGCCAGAAAGAUCCUUGUCCAAUAAAUGGAAACUGGGGACCCUGGUCUCCAUGGGAUGCCUGUACAGUCACAUGUGGAGGAGGCCUUCAAAAACGCAGUCGUCUUUGCAAUAACCCUGAGCCCCAGUAUGGCGGGAAGGAUUGUGUAGGUGAACCCACAGGGACUCGGGUAUGCAACAAACAGGACUGUCCAGUUGAUGGGUGUUUGUCUAAUCCCUGCUUUGUGGGAACUACAUGUACCAGUUCUCCUGAUGGCUCCUGGAAGUGUGGUGCCUGCCCCACUGGUUACCAUGGAGAUGGUGUUCAUUGUAAAGAUAUCGAUGAGUGUCAAGAGGUUCCUGAUGUCUGCUUUGUCUUCAAUGGAGUGCACAGGUGUGAGAACACUGAACCUGGAUACAACUGCCUGCCUUGCCCACCACGUUUUACUGGAACACAGCCUUUUGGCCGCAGUAUCGAGGAUGCUACAGCUAACAAGCAGGUCUGUAAACCACGUAAUCCAUGCACAGACGGAACUCACACCUGCAACAAGAAUGCUAAGUGCAAUUAUCUUGGCCACUUCAGUGAUCCAAUGUACCGCUGUGAAUGUAAACCUGGCUAUGCUGGCAAUGGCAUUAUCUGUGGGGAAGAUACCGACUUGGAUGGCUGGCCAAAUGAGAACCUUGUCUGUGUUGCCAAUGCCACGUACCACUGCAAAAAAGAUAAUUGUCCCAACCUUCCCAACUCUGGCCAAGAAGACUACGAUAAAGAUGGAAUUGGUGAUGCCUGCGACAGUGAUGAUGAUGAUGAUAACAUCCCAGAUGAUAGGGACAAUUGCCCAUUUAUUUACAACCCACAGCAAUAUGACUAUGAUAGGGAUGAUGUUGGUGACCGUUGUGACAAUUGCCCCUACAACCACAACCCUGAUCAGACAGACACUGAUAACAAUGGUGAAGGUGAUGCAUGCGCUGUGGAUAUCGAUGGAGAUGGCAUUCUAAAUGAAGGGGACAACUGUCAAUAUGUCUACAAUGUAGACCAGAGAGAUACAGAUUUGGAUGGUGUUGGAGAUCAGUGUGACAAUUGUCCUAUGGAACACAAUCCAGACCAGGCAGACACAGACUCUGACCGCAUAGGAGAUAAAUGCGACAGCAACCAGGACAUAGAUGAAGAUGGCCAUCAAAAUAACCUUGAUAACUGCCCCUAUGUACCUAAUGCCAAUCAAGCUGACCAUGACAAGGAUGGCAAAGGUGAUGCCUGUGACCAUGAUGAUGAUAAUGAUGGUAUCCCUGAUGACAAAGAUAACUGCAGAUUGGUUGCCAACCCAGACCAGGUGGACUCUGAUGGUGAUGGUCGUGGCGAUGCUUGCAAAGAUGACUUUGACCAAGAUAAUGUGCCAGAUAUUGAUGACAUUUGUCCAGAAAAUGUUGAUAUCAGUGAAACCGAUUUCCGACGAUUUCAGAUGGUUCCCCUUGAUCCCAAGGGAACAUCCCAAAAUGAUCCCAACUGGGUUGUUCGUCACCAGGGUAAAGAACUGGUUCAGACAGUCAACUGUGAUCCUGGUCUUGCAGUGGGUUUUGAUGAAUUCAAUGCUGUAGACUUCAGUGGCACAUUCUUCAUCAACACAGAGAGGGAUGAUGACUAUGCUGGCUUUGUAUUUGGUUAUCAGUCUAGCAGCCGUUUCUACGUAGUGAUGUGGAAGCAAAUCACCCAGUCCUACUGGGACUCGACACCAACCAAAGCUCAGGGAUACUCUGGUCUUUCUAUCAAAGUAGUGAAUUCCACCACAGGUCCAGGAGAGCACCUGCGUAAUGCUCUGUGGCACACAGGAAACACUACUGGACAAGUGCAAACCUUGUGGCAUGACCCUCGUCACAUAGGCUGGAAAGAUUUUACUGCCUACAGAUGGCGUCUCAGCCAUAGACCAAAGACUGGCUACAUUAGAGUUGUAAUGUAUGAAGGGAAGAAAAUCAUGGCUGAUUCAGGACCAAUCUAUGACAAAACUUAUGCUGGUGGUCGGUUAGGAUUAUUUGUCUUUUCACAAGAAAUGGUGUUCUUCUCGGAUCUCAAAUAUGAAUGCAGAGAUCCGUAAUAGCAAGGCUGUUGCCUUAAAGACUAUUU